UUAUCGGCUAUCAUCACGUGUACUCGACUUUUUCUCUCCGCCUCCAUGACUAACAAUUUAAUUAAUUUAUCCAUAUACCAGAUCGUGGAGUAUCUCCGAAUAGCCUCAGGACCGACAGAUAGGAGUCUCUAACUAGACAAGUGCGUCUGCUCCUCAAGGUCAGCUCUCUCAUCACCUUCUCACCAAGCUAUGCUAUGAAAAGAUUCCUUCGCACCAUGACCUCGCUCACUGCACCACCCCGUGUGCCCAUCCCCGCCAACGGGGUGGACUACCGUGGCAAGCUCGUUCUUGCGCCGAUGGUUCGAUCGGGAGAACUUCCCUCUCGCCUUCUCGCCCUCAGAUAUGGUGCCGACCUCGUCUGGGGCCCCGAAACGAUUGACCGCGCCAUGAUCGGAACCACCCGUCGAGUCAACCCCCGCAACGGCACCAUCGAGUUCUUCAGACGGCCCUCCAACGGCGGCCGCCCUGACCGACCCAUCUACGACUCCGUUAUCUACCGCAUCGAUCCGGUCCGGGAGAAGGGCAAGCUCAUCUAUCAGAUCGGCACCGCCUCGCCGGAGCUGGCUGUCGAAGCCGCCAAGAUAGUCGCCGCCGACGUGGCCGGCAUCGACGUGAACUCGGGAUGUCCCAAGCCGUUCAGCACGAGUGGUGGAAUGGGUGCUGCGUUGCUGCGCACGCCGGAUAAACUGUGCGCGAUCCUCGAGGCGCUGGUCCGCGAGGUCGGAACCCCCUUCCAGAUCGGCAUCUCGGUAAAGAUUCGCAUCCUUGCGCAGCCCGAGGAGACGGAGCAGCUAGUGACAAGACUUGUCAAGACGGGCAUCACGGGCCUGACGGUCCACUGUCGGACAACGCCCAUGCGACCUCGGGAGAAGGCCAUUCGAGACCAGCUGCGCAUGGUUGCCAACGUCUGUCACGAGGCCGGCGUGGCGUGCGUCAUGAACGGCGACGUGACCUCGCGCGAAGAGGGCCUCGCGCUAAUGGAGGAAUUCGGCGUGGAUGGCGCAAUGAUCGCUACCGCCGCUGAAACCAAUCCCUCCUGCUUCCAAACCGAAGCCCAGGGCGGCCUCCUCCCGUGGAGGGACGUCGUUCACGAAUACGUGCGAUUCUGCUUGGAAUCCGAGAACCGCUUCGGCAACACCAAGUACCUGCUCAACAUGAUGAUCCCCGGCAAGAACAAGGAGUUCAAAAUGGCCAAGAACGCGCGGUCCUACUGGGAUUGCUGCCACCUUCUCCAAUUCGAGGACCUCUUGCCUCUUGCCGAGCAGGUGGACCAGACACUCAACAUCGCGGACCGAUCCGUCUACAAGGAGGAAGCCCGCAACAAGGCCGUCCAGAACGCCCUCGAGAACAACGAAACUGCUCGUGCGGCCGGCGGGGCCCCUCGUUCCAAGCCCACCUCGCCCGUCGUCGCCGCUGCCGGAGGUCCCAUCCGCACCAACUCCAUCCCCAAGCCGACGGCAAAGCCCGAGACCACGGCGACUGUUGAGACUGCCCCUGUGCCCGAGCAGACGACUCAGCAGCCUGAACUUGCGGCGUAACUUCUUCCGCCCGCUUCCAUCCUCCCUUCAUAUACAUAUUCGUUACUAUGCAGGGAAUCCAAUUCCCCGCUGUUGCAUUGCUUUUCAUUAAAGUUCUUCAUUCUUCUGGUCUCUCACGUCCAGAGCGCAUUAUUCUGGUGUUCAAAUACCGGUUCGGUUCUUACUAGGUAGUUUGGAGGUUCUCAUAGAUUCCCAAGGUGUUUCGUUUCAAUUCAUGUCUUCUUCUUCUUCUGUCCCCACUCAUACAUACAUACACGCAAAG
Aspergillus melleus is the source of this 1800-nucleotide messenger RNA. It is a transcript of the gene dus2, whose product is annotated as tRNA-dihydrouridine(20) synthase (NAD(+)). The record is from RefSeq and is a predicted model, not a curated record. Gene Ontology annotation, molecular function: tRNA dihydrouridine synthase activity; flavin adenine dinucleotide binding. Gene Ontology annotation, cellular component: cytoplasm. NCBI's taxonomy places the organism in Eukaryota, Fungi, Ascomycota, Eurotiomycetes, Eurotiales, Aspergillaceae. The transcript has a single exon. The coding region runs from base 195 to 1538 and encodes 447 amino acids. Gene Ontology annotation, biological process: tRNA dihydrouridine synthesis.